Molecule: messenger RNA, 1588 nt
Organism: Physeter macrocephalus (sperm whale)
Lineage: Eukaryota; Metazoa; Chordata; Mammalia; Artiodactyla; Physeteridae
Gene: LANCL2
Product: LanC like glutathione S-transferase 2
Exons: 9
Coding region: 31-1389 (452 amino acids)
Biological process (GO): carbohydrate metabolic process; peptide modification
Cellular component (GO): plasma membrane
Source: RefSeq, a predicted model, not a curated record
GCCCCGCGGAGGCCAGGGCGCGCGGCCGACAUGGGCGAGACCAUGUCCCGGAGGCUUAAGUUGCAGUUGGGCGGGGACGCGGAUAUGGAAGAGCGGGCGUUCCCCAACCCCUUCCCGGACUACGAGGCCGCCGCCGCCGUGCCGGCCGAGGAGCCGCCAUGUGCUCGCCCCCAGCUCACUCCCGACGAGCUCGGCCUCCCCUUCCACAGCGAUGGGAAGAUUAUUAAUAAUUUUACAAGGCGGAUCCAGACCAAAAUUAAAGAUCUUCUACAGCAAAUGGAAGAAGGGCUGAAGACAGCGGAUCCACAUGAUUGCUCUGCUUAUACUGGUUGGACAGGCAUAGCCCUUUUGUACCUGCAAUUGUAUCGGGUCACAUGUGACCAGACCUAUCUGCUCAGAUCCCUGGAUUACGUAAAGAGAACACUUCGGAAUCUGAAUGGCCGGAGGGUCACUUUCCUCUGUGGAGAUGCUGGGCCCUUGGCCGUCGGAGCUGUGGUGUAUCAUAAACUCAAAAGUGAUUGCGAGUCCCAGGAAUGCAUCACAAAACUUUUGCAGCUCCAGAGAGCCAUCGUCUGCCGAGAUUCAGACCUUCCCGACGAGCUGCUUCAGGGCCGGGCAGGCUAUCUGUACGCCUUACUCUACGUGAGCACGGAGAUGGGGCCGGGCGCCGUGUGUGAGUCAGCUGUCAAAGAGGUAGUCGAUGCUAUUAUUGAAUCAGGCAAGGCUUUGUCAAGGGACGAAAAGAAGGCUGAGCGCUGUCCCCUGUUGUAUCAGUGGCACAGGAAGCAGUAUGUUGGAGCAGCCCAUGGCAUGGCCGGAAUCUACUACAUGUUAAUGCAGCCAGCAGCAAAAGUGGACCAAGAAACCUUGACAGAAAUGGUGAAACCUAGUAUUGACUAUAUGCGCCACAAAAGAUUCCGAUCUGGGAAUUAUCCGUCAUCCCUAAGCAACGAGACAGACCGACUGGUGCACUGGUGUCACGGGGCCCCCGGUGUCAUCUACAUGCUCAUGCAGGCGUACAAGGUUUUUAAGGAGGAGAAGUACUUGAAGGAUGCCAUGGAGUGCAGCGAUGUGAUUUGGCAGCGAGGUUUGCUGCGGAAGGGCUAUGGGAUCUGCCAUGGGACCGCUGGGAACGGCUACUCUUUCCUUUCCCUUUACCACCUCACGCGAGAUAAAAAGUACCUCUACCGCGCUUGCAAGUUUGCAGAAUGGUGCCUAGAAUAUGGAACGCAUGGUUGCCGCAUUCCUGACAGACCCUAUUCUCUCUUUGAAGGUAUGGCUGGCACUGUUCACUUCCUCUCCGACAUCCUGGCCCCAGAGGCAUCACGGUUUCCAGCAUUUGAACUUGGCUCUCCACAGAGGGAUACAAAGGGGCAAAAAGAGUACUGAGAGAUCCAACUGGACCAGAAGCCACCGGGCUGCUUAGUGCCUGACACAGAACCAAGUGUGAAUCCUGAAAGAGGGAGAAAAAGGAGAAGCAGACCCCCUCCCAGACCCCCUGUGUCAGAGUGUGGUGACAGACCGUCCCAUCAGCGUUCUGUAACAGUGUCCCCUCACUGGUGUAAAUUAUGAAUUCCGCGUAUCCAGU